GCGCAGUGGUAGCCGCCGGCGGGCUGGCUGACGCUGGCGGGUUGAGGGAGGUACUGCCGGUGGCUGUCACCGCCUCGUUUCUUUCCCGAUGGUGCGCUUGUAAGGCCAGCUGCCUGCGGGCGUCGCCCCGUGAUGGAGCACAUCCGAACCACCAAGGUUGAACAAGUGAAGUUACUUGACCGCUUUAGUACCAACAACAAGUCACUGACGGGAACCCUGUAUCUUACGGCCACACAUCUGUUAUUUAUUGACACUCAGCAAAAAGAAACCUGGAUACUACACCACCAUAUUGCCUCUGUGGAGAAGCUUGCCCUGACCACUUCUGGAUGUCCGCUCGUAAUUCAGUGCAAGAACUUCAGGAUUGUACAUUUCAUUGUUCCCAGGGAAAGAGACUGCCAUGAUAUUUACAACUCUCUGCUGCAACUGUCAAAACAAGGAAAAUAUGAAGAUCUCUAUGCAUUUUCUUACAAUCCCAAACAAAAUGAUUCCGAACGACUGAAGGGUUGGGAGAUCAUUGACCUUGCCAAGGAAUAUGAGAGGAUGGGAGUGCCUAAUGGGAAAUGGAAACUGUGUGAUGCCAACCGAGAGUACAAGGUCUGUGAGACUUACCCAAGAGAACUAUACGUUCCAAAGUCAGCCAUCCUGCCAAUGAUCAUGGGCAGCUCCAACUUCCGGAGCAAGGGCAGACUUCCAGUCUUGUCCUACUGCCGGCAGGGCACCGAGGCUGCCAUUUGUCGAUGUAGUCAGCCAUUGUCAGGCUUCAGUGCCAGGUGCCUGGAGGAUGAGAAAUUGCUUAAAGCCAUUAGUACAGCCAACUCGGGAAACCACUACAUGUAUGUUGUCGAUACCAGGCCCAAGGUUGAAGGAGAAGACUUACUCCCUGUGGCCUUUUCUUUUGGAUGACAAACAGAAGUACUUAAAUCCUCUCUACAGUUCCAAAUCUGAGAGCUUGACAGUCUUGGAGCCAAAUACGGUUUCUUUCAAUUUUAAGUUUUGGAGAAACAUGUAUCACCAGUUUGAUCGGACACUCCAUCCUCGACAGUCUGUAUUGAACAUAAUUAUGAAUAUGAAUGAGCAAAACAAGCAGUUAGAGGAAGACAUCAAAGACCUAGAGUCUAAAAUUACACAAUGCAAAAAUGGCCUCCUAACGAAGGACUUGCUACAUGUUCACCCUGAAUCACCUGCCCUCAAAACCUCCUUGUCUCUGAAAGAGCAGAGUCUGCUUCCAGUGAAUGACACACUUCGGGCUAUAGAGGGCAGCAACCCACCAGAUAAUCGGUACUGUGACUACCCGGAGGAGUUUUCUAAGUCCGAGCCUACUGUGGUCAGCUUGGAGUAUGGUGUGGCAAGAAUGACUUGUUAGAUUCCUUCAAGUAUGUCUCCUGGACUGACUGUAGUGUAAGAAAUAUGUAGUCGUGAGGAUGAUCUGUUCAUGUGGGCAGGGGGAUUUGUUCAGUGACUUUGGGGCUCAACAGCAGGUGAACAGUUGAGAAAAGGAUCAUAACUGCUCUUGAGAGGAAUAUGUCAGCUAAGUGCUGUUUGUAGCAAGAGUGAUACUCAUCUCUGUAGGAAGUGAGUGGUAUUGGGUGCACUUACCCAGUACACCAGUGAGGUGACAGUCUGUUGAUUCAGAUGUUAGUUACAGCCAGGCUCAAAUUGCUUUCCUUAAGUAUAAUUUAACUCGUGAGAAGACAGACCUGGUGAUUCGAACCCUUAAUGAUUGACGUGGCAUGUGCUUUUAGGUCUGCAGAUGUGUGACUGUUUGUGUAUUUUGCCAUUUAGUGACGUUUUAACAUUGAAGUGCCAUGAGAAGUACUUCUGAGAUGGCCUUAAAGUAAAUUCUCAGUUUAUUCUUUAGGUUUUACAGCCAAGGACAAGAUGUCUGAUUGCUCCUUUAUUCAGCCUUAUUUCAUGAAAAGAACUGCACUCUCAUUACUUGAGGGCUGUACGCUGCAGUGCUUCUGCAUAGAAAGUUGUAGACUCCAGUAAAUCGUAAUUGGCCAACCCCAACCAUAUUCAAAGUUAGCACCUCUGAAGGCUUUGUUCUGGAUGUCAUUUGUUUCAAGCUGCAGCUGACAGUUCAUUAUUUACAGCUUAGCAGACUGAUUUCUUAGACAAGUAUAAGCACAUUUGGCAUUUACUUUCAGAUUACUGCAUUCUGUUAACUCAUACUUCCUGGUUGGCUUUACUCCUUUGAGAACUGUCCAUUUAAAGUGGUGAAGCUCUAAAAAGUUCUGAGUGCUACUACUUAUAACUGCCUGAUCUAGAACAUUUCACUUUAGUGUCCCUGCCUACACACACUGAGAGUGGAGAUUUUGCUUGGCUAUGUGAUUUUUAAAGCAAUCAUUUUUAUGUAGAACAUAUUUCUUUUCUCUUAAAUAUAGAAGGGACAGAAAGGGAGCACUGAGGGGAGCCGGUUAAUGUCCAACAAAAGCAGCUUGAACUCUGAAAAGAGUUUUGUUUGCCUUGUUACGGUCAUUGUUUAUUCUGUGCAGUAGGAUAUCUUUUCAAAAAACAUAUCUUUUCAAAAAACCACUUUCGAUUGACAGUAUUACCAGCUGGCUUUUAAACAGAUGACAUGAGGUACAGUUCAAGGGCACUAAGAAAUCUGCAUAAUUUAUCUUAUAUAUCUCCUGAUUGCACCUAUAUCUGUAAUACUUCUUAUAUUAGUCUUGAAUAUACGUAUCUUUUCUUGAAAAAGAAAGAAAGCUUUAUUGUAUCUGAUUUUUGUCUAGUUCUGUUUAUUUUUCCAGUUUACUUCCGUAAGACCUUAUAUAAUAAAAACACUGCAUUUUAAAAAGUAACAGAAAUGUACUAUAAAAAUAUAGUGUAUAAUUAAUGAUGUUUAGACAUUGGGAAAGGAAACUAAUCUCUGUGGCCACAACAGGAAGCUUUUGUGCCUUGGUUCCAUCAGGUUGUAGUUUUAGACUCUUCUAUGGCAGACUUCUUAUAAUCAUCAUUUUGGUUCAUUAUGCUAAUCUUCAACUUCACAUGUACAUAUGUGUUUACAUGCUCACACACAGAUAACAUCCUGGGUAACAUAGAGGGCAUAUGUUGACAAAAGUCUGUGUAAAUGUCUUAUAAAAUUGGAGUUAUGUUCAUUGUGUUUUGGGAUGUAUAGCAUGUAAAUUAUUUCAUGUAUUAUUUAAAGGCAAUUAAAUGUUCAUGUUUUAC
This is a messenger RNA of Cricetulus griseus (Chinese hamster), 3174 nucleotides long. The record is from RefSeq and is a predicted model, not a curated record. NCBI's taxonomy places the organism in Eukaryota, Metazoa, Chordata, Mammalia, Rodentia, Cricetidae.